Messenger RNA from Triplophysa rosa, 3200 nucleotides. RefSeq names its product BEN domain containing 3 (gene bend3). The coding region runs from base 186 to 2672 and encodes 828 amino acids. Gene Ontology annotation, biological process: rDNA heterochromatin formation. The record is from RefSeq and is a predicted model, not a curated record. The transcript has 4 exons. Lineage: Eukaryota; Metazoa; Chordata; Actinopteri; Cypriniformes; Nemacheilidae. Gene Ontology annotation, cellular component: heterochromatin. Gene Ontology annotation, molecular function: DNA binding.
CCCACAGCUGUGCGGAAAUGACACAGUACCGUCACGUCACGCGAGAGGGCACUGACUAGAGAAAAAAAGCAGCGGAGAGAAACACGGACAACAGUUACCCGUGGAAAAUCCACUGGAUUUAAAGACGCGGCCAUGACUGACGCCUCCUAACCUAUCGCGCACGGCUGUCCGGAGUAGCGAAGGACAUGAGCUCCUCUGUGUGUUUGGUUAAUGCAGACGGACAAGUGCCUAGUAAAAAAGUUAAAGUAGAGAAAGAUGCAGAAGACAUCAUUCAAAACACAGAGGGAAAGAUGGAGAGCUUCCUUCAGCGCAUUACAAAACGCACAGCAGCGCUCACAGGACCUGAUGCUCAUGCAGCAGAGGUGGAACGGCACCCUAGCAGGAAGAGAGUCAAGGUGACAACCCAGGCAGUAGAAUACCUCCAAGAUGGCAGUUCAGAUGAUGGAAGCAGGUCAAACUCUCAAGGGCCCCGAUUUUCUCCUCCGGAGCCGAUACACAUCUCUUCAUACAGGAAACCACUCUACAGCAUCACCCAUCGCAUUUCCGAGCGUAAAGCUGCAUCUAAUUCGGACCAGCAUGGUGCUCACAAUGGACUCAGAGCAAGCCAUAAUGGUGUCCAUAAUCUCAGCAGCUCUGGAAAGCAUCACGCCUUUAAGGCCUCCCCCAUUGUGGGGGUCACAGGGUCUUCUGCUACCUUGGAUUCUCACCUCUACCCGCUCAUUGAGAAGAUGUUCUUCCUCCUCAACACGCUGAAUUCCAGCAUGACUCAGCUGCACAGUAAAGUGGAUUUGCUGUCGCUGGAAGUGACGCGCAUUAAAAAGCAGAUGAGGCCCUCUGAGAUGGUCAUGGAAUUUCAGCCUCCACCUGAAUACCAGUUGACGGGCGAUGAGCUGACCCAGCUAAUGGAGCAAACGUCAACGGCCGGCGACCUGGGCUGCAGGCUGCUCGUUCAGCUGUUCCCUGAACUCUUCACAGCAAAGGAAUGCACACACGGUUGCAGCGCAUGCGGCCUCGCAACCAAACGCACGUUAGAUUCGUUGCACCUUCAGUUGAUACGCAACUAUGUGGAAGUAUGCUAUCCACUGGUGAAAAACGAAAACGUAUGGCAGAUGGAGUGCUUGAUGCAGAUCAAUGAUUUCUUGAAUCGUUUCUGGGCUCAGAAAGACAUGGAGAGCGGACAGGUGUGUGGCAAACAGGCUCCAGUGGUUAUCGGGUUUGACGUAGAACAAAAUCAUAGUUGCCGUUUUAUCAAUGAAGACGCCCAGGAUGAAAAUCUUUCCCUCAACUCCGGAGAGAACAAUAAUGAUAUUCAUUCCAACAAUGUCAGCUCAGAUGCAAUGUUUGACCCUCGAGUCACAUCUGGUGAUGACUCUGAAGACUUAACCUCUCAUGAGGAUCUUGUCAUUUUUUUGUUAAACAGACUCUUUCCUGAAGUGUUCGAGGAGGGUAGGUUGCCAGAGGGCAUCAAUAGCAUUGGACAAUUGGUAAUAGACUCGGACAGACUAGAGAUUAUACGAAAAUACAUGGAGGCCAAUUUCCCUGAUGUCCUCGAGGACACCUGGCUACAGUUAUGCGUCCAGAGUAUGGAGGAAGCACUGGAGGGCAUUUCAGAAAACGGCAGAGGUCAUGAAAACAACCAAGAGGAGAUGUAUGACCCCUCCCGUCUCCUCGAUAACAUCUCUAUUGUUAAGAUCGGCGAUUUGUGCGAUUAUGAAAAACCAAAUCGCAGGUCGAAAAAGACGUGGUUGGAGCCUGUGGAUUUUGACCAACUGGACGUUCCACUUCCAGACUUCGAUGUUCCUCAGGAGUACUUACUGACUAAAGAACAGCUAAAGAACAACUAUGAAUGCAGUUUAUCCAUUGGCAAUUUUGCCUCCCGACUUUUGGUUCUCAUGUUCCCCGAGCUCUUCACUUACGAGAAUGCACGGAAACACUACAACUGCAGCGGCUCUCUGGGAAAGAAACAACUGGAUCCCGUAAGAGUCAAUCUCAUCAGACAUUACGUCCAACUGCUCUACCCCCAAGCGAAGAAUGAUCGUGUGUGGACUCUUGAGUUUGUUGGCAAACUCGAUGAGCGGUGUAGGCGACGGGAUACCGAUCAACGCCGUUCGUACCAGCAACAACGGAAGUCUUAUUCACCUGAUCAAGAACCCGACCCAAAGGACUCUCAAACUGCUGGCCAAAUCAACAUUCUCACCUCAGAUCGCUCAAAAGAGGAUUUUGAAGUCCUGUCUACACCCUUAGAGAAAAGCAGCAAGGACUUCUGCAAGAUUCCUCUUGAGGAUCUUUCAGUAUCCACCCCAGAUUUCCCAGUGCCUUCUGACUACCUGCUCACGGAUGCAGAGGUGAGAGAGAUUGUCCAACAGAGUCUGUCUGUGGGGAAUUUCGCCGCCCGUCUUCUAGUGCGUCUCUUUCCUGAGCUUUUCACGCAAGAAAAUCUACGGCUGCAGUACAACCACUCUGGGGCCUGCAACAAGAAGCAGCUGGACCCUAUGCGCCUCCGUCUCAUUCGCCAUUACGUGGAGGCAGUGUACCCGGUUGAGAAAAUGGAUGAGGUGUGGCACUACGAAUGCGUGCCGAGCAUCGACGAGCGCUGCCGGCGGCCCAAUCGCAAGAAGUGUGACAUUCUGAAGAAGGCAAAGAGAUCAAACAACACUGUGACUUAUUCUUAACAAUGUUCCUGCUAUGUGCAGUCCUGUUUCCUAUAUUUUACACAAUAUAGUUGUUAUUUGCACAAGUCUAUAAGCUGAAGCAUAUAAACUUACCUUGUCUUGUUUUAGGUCCAGUUUGACUGGUUGAGUUCACGUCCAUGGACCCUAAACAGGAUGGGUUUUUAAGUGACAGAAAAGUUUGUAAUUGAAGCCACUAUCACCUGACAGUGAUAUAUUAGUGUUUUUAUUUAUAUGCCAAAAUAAUAUUGUUGUAAUUCUAAAGUCUAUAGAUAAGCUACAGUAGCCUUAAUCAACAGUAAACGUUUAGUUCUUUAAAAACAAUAGGUCACUUUAGUUUGGGGUGGGGGCAGAGAAAAUAUAUUUUUGUUUUAGUCGUAGCAAUGUUGCAGCACUGGCUUUUUCUAAUUAUUAACAUAUUGAAGUAUGUCCUGCCUUACAGGAAGUCAAUCGUAUUCAUCUGUACUAAACUAUAGCAGCAGGUUAUGUUAUAUAUAUUUUUAAAUAAAAAUUCACUUUGUUGGCCUUUAA